Toxorhynchites rutilus septentrionalis is the source of this 1941-nucleotide messenger RNA. RefSeq lists its product as uncharacterized. NCBI's taxonomy places the organism in Eukaryota, Metazoa, Arthropoda, Insecta, Diptera, Culicidae. The record is from RefSeq and is a predicted model, not a curated record. The coding region runs from base 1 to 1941 and encodes 646 amino acids. The transcript has 4 exons.
AUGAUGGAGGAACAAAAGGCCAUGCGAAUGAGGAGAAUUCUGGAAGAAGAAGCAGCUCGGGCUGCUACAAGGAAGAAGUUAGCUGUGGAGGAGGAGGAGUUUCUCAAGAAGAAGUAUGAGAUUCUUCUAGCAGAGACGGAGGAUUCGGAAGAUGGAGCCAGUAGGAGAUCGAGACUGAGCAGUCGAGCUAGUCGGGAGAGGGUCCAAUCGUGGCUGAGCAACCAGGAAGUCGGCACAACACAUAAAGUGGAAGUAGUGCCAUCCAGUAGCAUCAUGCCAACGGUCGUAGUCUCAGAAGCAGCUCAGCAGUCUAUCGUUCCUGUUCCUGCUACUUCAAGUCCCAUCGUGUCGAACAUCCCUGUUUCGGCAACUUCUGUCCCAGCGUCAACUUCUACGCCAAUUUCGAUGGACGUUUCCAGGAGCGUCGAGUGUGCUGAUGGAACAAUCGUUCCUCAAGUGCAAACUCCGGUGAUGUCAAGACAACACAUCGAAACUACCCCUCGAUCGCAAAGAAGGUUGAUUCUGAACAGUGUCGGCGAAGUUCCAGGACUCACCAAUGUAUCGAUGCCACCUACAUCCAGUGUAACCUUUCCCCAGUUUGGGACUCAGCAACAAUCCGUUACUCCAGUCCGAAAUGGGCCAUCUAAUGAACAAAUGGCGGCGAGGCAAGUGAUGCCACGGGAGUUGCCAAACUUCUCUGGCGAUCCGCAGGACUGGCCGUUGUUCUACAGCUCGUUCUGCAACUCCACAGAAGCAUGUGGAUAUACGGAUUCGGAAAACCUGGCAAGAUUGCAGCGUUGUAUAAAGGAUAGUGCGUUAGAAGCAGUUCGGAGUCGUUUGCUGAUGCCACAGUCUGUGCCUUUCGUUAUCGAUAUACUUAGAAGGUUGUAUGGUCGACCAGAAAUUUUAAUACAUUCUCUCCUCCAAAAGUUGCGAACGGUACCUUCUCCAAAAUUUGAUAACCUGCAGUCGCAGAUUAACUUCGGUCUCGCGGUACAAAACGUCGUAGAUCAUAUGACUAUCGCCAAUCUUCCUGAUCAUCUGUGGAAUCCGACGCUGCUCCACGAAUUGGUAGAGAAAUUGCCACCUCAAAUCAAGAUGCAGUGGUCUUACUACAAGAGCAGAUUCUCUUGUGUCAACCUAACGACCUUUAGUGCUUUCAUGUCCGAGCUUGUGAUGAUGGCCUCUGACGUUACGCUUCCGAUGGACGCCCUCGCACUGAACUCGAAGACUGGUAAAUCGAUUAAAGAAAAACCGAAGCUGUACAUGCAUACUGAGGAUCAGCGGGAGAAGAACUCUGAAUUUGCCGAGAAAAUGAAGACGCCAAUGGAACAGGCAAAGAAGCUUUGUGUGUAUUGCGGUAAAGAACGUCACGAGAUCGCGAACUGCAUCCAAUUCAAAGCGCUCGAUGUUGACGUUACUAUACAUGGAAAUGGAAAACAUGUCAGUACUUACGCGUUCCUGGACGAUGGAUCGAAUUCUACCCUUCUGGAAAACAAAAUCGCGUCCGCUCUAGGCAUCAAGGGGCCAACCGACGGUUUCUGUCUGAGUUGGACAGGCAAUAUCUCGCGGGAAGAAAAAGAAUCUCAACGAAUCAGUAUAGUAAUCUGCGGGGAUGGCAAGAAGUUUAAACUCCAUAACGUGAGAACGGUUCAGCAGCUCCAGUUACCUGCGCAAACGAUGCGCUAUGAGGAUCUAGUCCAAACCUACCAUCAUCUGAAGGGACUUCCGGUUCGCAGUUACGAGGGUGCGAUCCCGGGCAUCAUCAUCGGUAUAGAACACAUACGACUAUUAACUGCAUUGCGAACACGAGAAGGAAAAGACAAUGAACCGGUAGCAACAAAGACACGUCUCGGAUGGUGCAUAUUCGGGAAAAACUCCGACAGCGGAACAACGAUGGAGCAGUUGAACCUACAUCUAGCUGAUGAGAGUCGAGUGUAA